AUGCUUCGACGUCAAGUUUACAAAUUUCCCGGACGCAUACAAGCGAUUCCGAUGGCUCCUCCAGACAAAAUAUUGGGCCUUACAGAGCAGUUUAAUGUCGACAAAAAUCCAAAAAAAACAAACCUUACCGUGGGUAUUUACAAGGACAACUGGGGCCAGGUAACGACCUUCCCAAGUGUGGCAAGGGCGCAAACAAUUCUGGACCAGAGUUUUGAAAUGAACACAGACUUAUCAUAUCUGCCCAUCAAAGGCUGUCCCGAUUUCCGAGAAAAUGUUCUCAAGUUUUUAUACCGAGACAGUUGUCCCGAGGGCGUGGAAUUGCUGGAUCAGGAUCGAAUCAGUUUUGUGCAAACGCUCUCGGGAACGGGCGCUUUGGCCGUGGCAUCCAAGUUCCUGUCACUUUUCAUUUCUCGCACAGUAUGGUUUCCUGAUCCAUCUUGGCCUAACCACGCAAACGUUUUUCAAAAUAACGGCUUCAAAAAUAUCAACUAUUACACUUAUUACAAGGAAGGUAAACUAGACGUCGACGGGUGGAUUCAGGACCUGGAAAAAGAAGCCAGAGAAACCACUGAUGAGUAUCCCCCAUGCAUUGUGCUGCACGCUUGUUGCCACAACCCUACCGGUCUAGAUCCAACUCUCGAGCAGUGGAGACGCAUUCUCGACAAAAUACAAGAACUCAAAAUGAUCCCGAUAAUAGACAUGGCGUACCAAGGUCUAGACACUGGCGAUCUCAUCAAAGACACAUAUCUGCUGCGUUUGAGUCUGGACAAAAAUCGAUAUCAGUGGCCUAACGGACUGUUUUUAUGUCAGUCUUUUGCGAAAAACAUGGGUCUUUACGGAGAACGUGUUGGCUCUCUCUCAGUUGUAACGCCCUCCGGUGGAGAUGUUAAGCACAACGUAGAUUCCCAGCUGAAAAAAAUCGUACGCGGCAUGUACUCCUCGCCACCAGGUUAUGGCUCCCGGGUAGCCAACAUCGUGCUUUCUACCCCACAUUUGAAAGAUCUGUGGUUUGAAGAUGUGAAAAACGUCGCACAAAGAUUACAAUCGGUCAAAGCAAAGAUGGCAGAACGGCUAGAUUGGGAGUCGCUUAAAGAUCCAUCACGUCAGCAUGGAAUGUUCCUUUACACUGGGCUAAAUACGUCUAGUGUCGAUAUCUUGAGGGAACGUUUCUCGAUCUACUUAGUGCAAGACGGCCGUCUUUCGUUGAGCGGUCUGAACGACUCCAAUAUAGACUACGUUUGCGACGCUUUGCGUAAGGUUUAG
This is a messenger RNA of Lachancea meyersii CBS 8951, 1263 nucleotides long. The record is from the annotation of a GenBank genome assembly. NCBI's taxonomy places the organism in Eukaryota, Fungi, Ascomycota, Saccharomycetes, Saccharomycetales, Saccharomycetaceae.